GUGGGACGAAAACUUUCUCCCUUUUAUUACUUUGUGUACUUCCGCCUUGUUGAGGCGAACGUCUACGAUAUUUCUGCAGCUGUAAUACAAAAAGGAUAUUGUGCUGUUACGGGUUUCUUCCAAUGAGAAUAUUUCACUUGGAGCUGUGUAGCUGAAAAUCAUUCAUUUCAGCAGUCGGACAAACAAGAGUGGCUAUUGCACAAACUCAGCCAGUGGUUGACAACAUCACCUUUUCUUUAUAUCAAACACAUAAAAACGGGAGAAAAAAAUAUCGCGUUGAUGUGCUUUUUCCUCGGUGGGGCAUGGAAACCCUGCGCUGAACCUGGAAUGGGUUCUGAUGAUCUACUUUACUUUCCGUAGACUUGUCAAGAGAGUGACUCCUCCGGGCCACUUGGGGAUCUAGCUCCUAGACCCGCCGGCUAUACAUCAGGAUGGCAGUAGCAGCGACCGUAGGUUGUCUGUCCACAGGGUGGUGUUCACCUCUUAGAUAAGGGUCGUCUUUUGCCCGAGACAUCCACCGGCAGUUUAGAAUUAUAGUCAAUUAGGUUAAGGACCCCCCACUGACGGGAGAUUCUAGUUUUACUUGCCAGACCAGGCGAUCAAUUUACUUGUCAAUUUCAUAAUUUAGAAGGCACUUGAACUUGAAUUUGGUUAAUUCAAUGGAGGCUGAGUGCAGAAUAUAAUACAGUGAGUGCAGAAUAUAAUACAGCAUGCUGUUGUUAAAAUGCUUGGAGUUUCGCAAAUUUACUGGUCCUACCGUCGAACUUAAUUUCCAAGGAUACUAACAACAAAACUGCCAACACUUGCUGCGAAGUAUGAUAAAUGAUCAUUAGGGGUCUAUGAAUAUCGAUUGUGACUUGCAGGAAAGUAAGAAACAUGAAUGGAGCUAAUGGAACUACUAGGAAAGCGGGGGAGGUUGUUCCUCAGGACCCCAUCACAGUGCGCUAUUACCACGGGAGGAUUACACGUGAGGAGGCCGAGACCAGACUCCGCAGCACCGGCUGCAUCCAGGGGGACUACCUCUUACGCGACAGUCUCGGCCGUGAGGGCCACUAUGCAAUCUCCCUCUGCUUCGACAACAACAUCUACCAUUACGCAAUUGAGCGACAACAUGACGGCGGUGUCGCGAUCAAGGACGGUAACAAAUUCAGCGGGCCCAUUGAGCUCAUGAAACACCAUGAGAAGAAACUGGACGGAUUGUUGUGUCUUCUGGAGCGGCCAUGUUGCCUUCCAGAUGGACACAAGCCUCGUGCUUACGGAGACCUUUCUCAUGAGGAGAUGGGGAAUGAAAUUGCAUUAGUGGCACAGAAUCAAGGCCUCUCAAAAGUGACUAUUGAGAAGGCCAUGACAUCCCACAGAUCCCAGUUUGAGAGAUUACUCAAGAGUAUUCUUCACCAAGAGAGACCCUGGUUUCAUGGUCCGCUUACGCGAAUGGAGGCAGAACAACGAAUUGUCACCUCAGGAUUGCAAGAGGGCAAAUUUCUGGCUAGAGAGAGGACAGACCCAGGUAGCUUUGCUCUGUCUGUGUGCUACAACAACUCCGUCUACCAUUACAAGAUUGACAAAGACUGCACUGGACAGCUCUCAAUAAAGGAUGGACCCAAAUUUGACAGUCUCUUGCAGAUGGUUGAUCACUACAUGCUGAAGAAGGAUGGCUUGUUAUGCUGUUUGACAGUCCCCUGCAUAGACCCACAGAAGAGAAGACAUUCAGCGGGUCCCCCUAUAACUCCAACAACACACUUUCAGCGAGCUAAGUCUUCUGAUGAUGAGCCCAAGAUGCCAGUCAGAGAACCACCAGCCCCACCCCAAGGAAGGAGGGGUCACCAGUCAGCAGGAGAAGCCAACUUGUUAACGCCCUCACCACCCAUUCCACCCCCUCACUACCCACCUCAACACAUGCCACACAAGCCUACAGCCAUGCAUCAUAAACCUAUGAUUGAACAGAUCGUCAAUGGCAAAUGGGAAGAACCAGAUCACCAUGAUGAUCCAUCACCUCUUCGGGCAUCAGGCACCACUCCAUCCCAACCACCUGUGCUCGACGAUAAAACGUACGGCAUUCCAAACGACCGAGAGAUGAUCUAUGGACGCGUUGCUAAGAUGAAGAACACCAAGCUCCUUGACAUCAAGCAUCUCUAUCUAGGCGACCCCAUCGGUAAAGGGAACUUUGGUUCGGUCUUAAAGGGAAGCUAUAACAUGAAUGGAACUCACAUCCCUGUUGCAGUGAAGACAUUAAAGACAGAAAGUGGAAUCCCAAAUUCAAAGCCUGAGAUUGUGAAAGAGGCAGAGAUUAUGGGUGACUUGGAUCAUCAGCAUAUUGUCAGAAUGAUUGGGAUCUGUGAAGGUUUUGAGAUGAUGCUUGUUCUUGAACUUGCUGAGCUUGGCCCACUUCAUAAAUACCUGAAAAGACACACUAACAUGAGCAUCCGCAAUGUUCUUGAACUGAUGCUUCAAGUUGCUAAAGGAAUGCAGUACCUAGAGAGUCAGAAGUUUGUCCAUCGAGACCUCGCGGCCAGAAACGUCCUUCUUGUAGAUGAGACGUUUGCCAAGAUCAGUGACUUUGGAAUGUCCAAAGCGCUCGGCCUCGACAGCCAGUACUAUGUGGCGGAGACGGCUGGCAGAUGGCCUCUGAAGUGGUAUGCUCCAGAGUGUAUCUACAGGUUUAAAUUCAGCAGCAAGAGCGAUGUAUGGAGUUAUGGUGUGACGCUGUGGGAAGCCAUCUCGUAUGGCAAGAAACCCUAUGCAAACAUGAAGGGCCAGGAGCUGAUGGCGUUUAUAGAGAGUGGAUCCAGACUAUCCCAGCCGGACCGAUGUCCUGAUGAAGCCUACGCACUCAUGAGACGCUGUUGGGAAGAUGAGGCCAGAGACAGACCAAGCUUUGGAGAGGUCGUUGACACCAUGAGCGUUAUUUUGAGACAUCUCCGAGCCGGAACGCUGAGAAUCCGCUAAGAGGGGCUUCCAGGGAAUGGACUUUUUAAUUUACACAGGCAGAAGCAGUGUACAUAAUGCAUCUAUUCAUCCAAGCCAUCCAGCAGCAAUGGUGUCGAUGUGGGGCCGUUUACACGUCAUGUUGGCACUCCUUUUAAGCUAAUCUAUACAUUGCAAUGCUUAUUACUGUAAAUUGUUUUUCUUUCUUUUUUGCUGAAUAUUGGCAGCUGGAUAAUGAGGCCAAUCUUGGGCCAUUUUUGGCACUAUGUUAAGUUCCACUUUGUAGGCUAUUUGGUGAAGCCAGUCUGGGGCCUUUUUGGCACUUUGUUAAGUUGCACUCUGUAGGGUAGGCUACUGGGUGAAGUCAGUCUGGGCCAUUUUUGACACUCUGUUAAGUUGCACUUUGCAGGCUACUGGGUGAAGCCAGUCUGGGCCAUUUUUGGCACUCUGUUAAGUUGCACUUUGUAGGCUACUGGGUGAAGCCAGUCUGGGCCAUUUUGGCACCCUGUUAAGUUGCACUUUGUAGGCUGCUGGGUGAAGCCAGUCUGGGGCCAUUUUGGCACUCUAGUUUCUCACACUUGGCAUUCUUUACUUUAAGAAUUUCCUUUUUUGUUGUAUUAAGAGGCAGCUGGAUUUAUUGCUGCGCUUAGGUACUAUGUUGGUUCUCUUUUCGUCCCCAACUCAAAUGCUUACUUUGAGCAAGGUCGAGUGUGCACCAUGGCUAAGUAAAGGUUUACCGUUUACCAUGUUCACUCUAACCCAGGCUGGUG
Molecule: messenger RNA, 3695 nt
Organism: Asterias rubens (European starfish)
Lineage: Eukaryota; Metazoa; Echinodermata; Asteroidea; Forcipulatida; Asteriidae
Product: tyrosine-protein kinase SYK-like
Exons: 15
Coding region: 877-2946 (689 amino acids)
Biological process (GO): protein phosphorylation; cell differentiation; innate immune response
Cellular component (GO): extrinsic component of cytoplasmic side of plasma membrane
Molecular function (GO): ATP binding; non-membrane spanning protein tyrosine kinase activity; signaling receptor binding
Source: RefSeq, a predicted model, not a curated record